AUGUCUGGAUUCUACGAUUUCACUGUUACCAACAACAAGGGCCAACCUUUCUCUUUCAAGGAGCUUGAAGGAAAAGUGGUUCUGAUUGUGAAUGUUGCCUCGAAGUGCGGCUUCACUAAACAAUAUAAGGAGCUUGAAGAGUUGUACCAAAAGUACAAAGAUGAGGGAUUUGUGGUGAUCGGAUUCCCAUGCAACCAGUUCGGAAACCAAGAGCCGGGAACGGAUGAGGAGAUUGUGCAAUUUUGCAGUCUGAACUACGGCGUCGACUUCCCACUGAUGAAGAAGAUCGACGUGAACGGCCCAGAGGCCAGCCCGGUUUACGUGUGGCUCAAGAACCAAAAGUCUGGAUUGCUCGGAUUCAAAGGAAUCAAAUGGAACUUUGAGAAGUUUUUGAUCGACCGUCACGGAAACGUUGUUGAAAGAUACGCAUCCAUCAAGACCCCUCCAAAGAUCGGUCCUGACGUUGAGCGGUUGCUCAAACAAUAA
Ogataea philodendri is the source of this 486-nucleotide messenger RNA. RefSeq lists its product as uncharacterized. The record is from RefSeq and is a predicted model, not a curated record. Lineage: Eukaryota; Fungi; Ascomycota; Pichiomycetes; Pichiales; Pichiaceae. The transcript has a single exon. Gene Ontology annotation, molecular function: glutathione peroxidase activity. Gene Ontology annotation, biological process: response to oxidative stress. The coding region runs from base 1 to 486 and encodes 161 amino acids.